GCAGAAGACCGUUUGUAACACAAUGGGAAAUGCUACAUUCAUUUGUUUGAAAAAAAAGAGAGUUGUUUUCAUCACAUGUCGUAAAAUGGAGGUCCGAUUCAUACCACUAGAUGUCUCUGUAACACAGACAUUUAUCAUAAUAUGAGUGUGCUUUGAGUGAACCGAGUAAAUGUUGAUGUUGAUGUUAACUGCGUCUGUGCAGUGCAAGUAUGCGUGUGCGUGUGUGUGCGUGUGUGUGUGUGUGUGUGUGUGUGCGCGCGCGUGUGUGUAUAGCUGUUGGUUGUCAACGCAAAAAGUUAUACAUCACAGAGAAAUUACCAUGGCAGCAGAUGAUAAAUAUUUAGCACGACAGCAGUGUAAAUAAGGUUAUCUAUGCUACAUCUGUUAAUUUGUUAGGGAAUUAUAGACUCUGAUAACCAAGAGAGGGUAAAAAUCAAAAUAGUACAGAGGAAAUUCCGUUUUACUGUUGUCCUGUUUCCCUUACUGUAAGUGUGUUUGUGUCUUGAAAGACUAGAGGUAAAACAAAGAAUAUUCCUACUCCAUCUGGGGAUUCCCAUUUGAAAGUAUUGCAGUGGUACUAACCUAUCAAGUAUACACUCACAGCAGGUGGAGUUAAAGCGGCAGCGCGUGACAAAGUGCAGACUUUUAUAGAGGUGUGCUUUGAUGAAAAAAGACAUUUUCACAAAGGCCUGUUAUGGAGACAGGUUAUUCCGCUGUGCCCAAACACAGUGUGAGUGCUGAAUAGACUGAUAAUUGGAUAUUUACCAUGGAGCUCAAUGGUAUACUGAGUGGAGAUCAGAUUGAUGUUCUCUCUACUGUGUAUUUAGUGUUGCUCACUCCCAGUGUGAUUGGGAGUCUUUCUGUCCUGGUGGUUUCCAUAGUGAGAUGGAGGCAUCUAAAAGAACAGGUGCACCUCCUGGUGCAGCUCGCCCUGGCAGACCUCCUGGCUGCUCUGAUCCUGAUGUCCACCAGUGUCAUGAACAAAUUCAGCACUGACAACAGUGUAACCAUCUGCCAACACAGCUUGCCGCUGUCACUGACAUUUUAUUUCAUUUCAUUUCUGCUGGUGGCAGUUUACGCAUGGAAGUCGAAGAGCGCAAUCCAAGGGUGGAGAGCAAGACCCACAGAGGAUCAGGGUGGACAGAGUCUGUGUAGAAAGAAAAUAGUCACUAUACCUGUGUAUGCCAUUGUGUGGUUGAUCCCCAUUGCAAUAUACUUUGCAUAUGUGCUCACUCCAUUCAUAAAAACUACUUUGCUGAUUCCAGUCACUGACAAACAAUUGAACGUGAUCGCCCGUAAUGACAGCAAAUACUGCACCAGUUGUAUUUUGUUCUUGCAUGUCUGGAGGGACUCCUGCCCUGAUGCUGAGAUAAUCCAUGACAUUUUCAUCAGAGUUUUUCUUUUCCUCUUUGUGAUCCCAGUGCUGACGUCUUGCUCUGUAAUUUACUAUAAGGUUGGUAAAUGGUAUGAAAGACAUGAACAGGAGGUGCUUUUUCCUGUGGAGGGAGAUGGACGGUCAAGAAGGAGAUUCAAAAGAGUGUUUUCUACAGCAAGAAAUAUGGUGAUGGUCAUCUUAUUCUGCUGGACACCAGCUCUUGUCCUUAUUCUGCUGUCUACCCUGAUGAUCUGGACAAACGUUGAACAACGCAGCCUAUUUGGCUUUUAUAUGAUACAGGCUGCCAGUGUGUCCCUGCAAGGCUUCCUGAACAGUAUGGUUUACGCAUGGAGACGGCCCAACUUCAUUGAGGCCGUUCUUGGGGAGAAUACACCCCUGGUGGCACAUGACCGCCUGGCUUUCUUUGAAGAAUCACUGCGGAGCUCAUCUUGAUUGUUGACUCUAAACUCUAAAUGCACUGAGACAUUGUCGUGCACAACAUACUGAGGAAGACUGACUGCAUGGAAACAAAGACUCUUUAAACAAGCAACAACUGAUGCAAUGUUUUUCAUUGCAUCUGUUGAAUAGAACAAAGUCAUAGCAUUUUUUUUUUAGAAUUUUUUUUAGAAUAAAUGGGGUCAAAAGGGACUUCUGGAUAAACUGUAGAAUUGUGUUGUAUUUAUGUACUAUUGAUGUACUGUUUUAUUAAGAUUUAAAAGAUGUCAUAGUGGAUUAUGGAAUUAUCAUGGUUUCUAUUUUAUUAUGUUUUGUCACAUAUAUUUAUAUUGUUUGAUAAGGUGCUUUUUGACAAUUUUUUUUAUUCAACAGUCCCUCAGUCCUCCAUAGUUCAAGACAAGAAUGAUGGAAAACCUGUCAGGCUUGCAUUCUUUGCAGUCAUUGUUGUGUCAUUUCAGAAGCACGUGUCACCUACGAUAACACAGAGUUCAGCGUCAGGAGCAUAUACAGUAUGUGUUGGAACAGUGAGGAAGACUGAGUUGUUGCAGACAAGAGAAGGAACACAAUAUCUGCUUUGUCAUGUCUGUGUGAGACCACAACUGAUAAUGUAUCUCAUAAAAAAAAUAAUACAGUGUGUGGUUGUGCAACUGAGGUCAAAUGAGGCAUAUCUGAUAUAUGGUUGUUUACACACACACACACUCAUAAACAUGGGCACAAAAAUCAGUACACUCUCAUGACACAGUAUCCUAAACUCCAUGAUCAUAUUCAAGCGUGUGUGUCUGUCUCUGGGUUGAACUCUCUGUUAAUGGCUGACAGAUGGCAGGUUAUGUAAGUGAUCACCUGACUCACUCAUUUAUUUACUGUACUGUAAAGUUAACUUGAUGUUCAGUUGUGGCUGUGCACAGUCACCAACAUGGGAUUGAUGCAUACGAUAAAACAUAAGGGUUAUACAUAACGCAAGGCUUGUAACCAUUGAAUCAGACAGGAAUAACACUGUUAGAGCUUUGGGAUAUGUCUGUCUGUUUUUUUUUUGCCUGCUUAUAAACAAGUUUUGUUCUGUUCUGUGUGUUUUUCUCCGUUGUGUUCGCUGUGACUUCAGUUGAGGAAAGAAUAACAAACACCUUUGUAUGAUGAUAAGUUGAGCUAUUAUCACAGAUCCAAAUUGUUGCGUCAUUUUACUGUAAUAAAAAGCUAUGCAGCCUUUA
Siniperca chuatsi (mandarin fish) is the source of this 3036-nucleotide messenger RNA. RefSeq lists its product as uncharacterized. NCBI's taxonomy places the organism in Eukaryota, Metazoa, Chordata, Actinopteri, Centrarchiformes, Sinipercidae. Gene Ontology annotation, biological process: adenylate cyclase-activating G protein-coupled receptor signaling pathway. Bases 767 to 1828 code for a protein of 353 amino acids. The record is from RefSeq and is a predicted model, not a curated record. The transcript has 12 exons. Gene Ontology annotation, molecular function: G protein-coupled receptor activity. Gene Ontology annotation, cellular component: plasma membrane.